This is a messenger RNA of Setaria italica (foxtail millet), 1532 nucleotides long. Its product is annotated as xyloglucan endotransglucosylase/hydrolase protein 24. Gene Ontology annotation, biological process: xyloglucan metabolic process; cell wall biogenesis. Bases 300 to 1205 code for a protein of 301 amino acids. Gene Ontology annotation, cellular component: cell wall; apoplast. Lineage: Eukaryota; Viridiplantae; Streptophyta; Magnoliopsida; Poales; Poaceae. The transcript has 2 exons. The record is from RefSeq and is a predicted model, not a curated record. Gene Ontology annotation, molecular function: xyloglucan:xyloglucosyl transferase activity; hydrolase activity, hydrolyzing O-glycosyl compounds.
UGGCGAAAGCGCCCCGCUACGUGCCCCCAAAUCGGGCGCCUGCCUCUUUUACGUCUUUUAUCUUCGCGUGCCGCGGCGACACACACCAGGCCACCUUUCUUCUCCACAGGACACGCACUGCUCUGUACUCUGCCUCAUCUCCUUCCUUCCACCACCUGUUCCGUCCUCAGUUCGCCGGCACAGGCAGCCUACACAUCCAUCCAUCCAUCCGUCCGUCACAUUGCCCCAAACCGAUCUCCCUGCAACUUUGGAGCCGCGCGCCGGCGUCUGGGGGGCGGUGUUUUCAGGUCAGGUCAGGCAUGCGCGCCUCCGGUCUGUGCUGGCCGGCCCUCCUCCUCCUCCUCGCGCUGACCGCGGUGGCGGCGGCGAGGGACCACGACUUCCGGCGGGACUUCGACGUGACAUGGGGGGAGGGCAAUGCGCGGUUCCGCGACGGCGGGAGGCAGGUGGAGCUGUCGCUGGACCGGCGGUCGGGCGCGCGGCUGCAGUCCAAGGAGCGCUACCUCUUCGGCCGGUUUGACAUCGAGAUCAAGCUCGUCCCCGGCGAGUCCGCCGGGACCAUCACCUCCUUCUACAUCUGCACGGGCGGCGCGCGCCACGACGAGGUGGACUUCGAGUUCCUGGGCAACGCGAGCGGGGAGCCGUACCUCCUGCACACCAACAUCUUCACCGACGGCAAGGGCGAGCGGGAGCAGCAGUUCGUGCUCUGGUUCGACCCCACGGCGGGCUUCCACACCUACUCCAUCCUCUGGAACCCGCACAACAUCAUCCUCUACAUCGACGGCACCCCGAUCCGGGUGUUCCGGAACAACGCCGCCCGCGGGGUGCCCUUCCCGACGCGGCAGCCCGUGCAUGUCUUCGCCAGCAUCUGGGACGCCGAGGACUGGGCCACCCAGGGGGGGCGGCUCAAGACGGACUGGGCCAGCGCGCCCUUCGUCGCCACGUACCGGCGCUACAACGUCACCAACGCAUGCGUCUGGGACGAGGAAGGCGGGCGCGCGCGGUGCCCGACGGCGGCGGUGGAGGGCGGCGGGCGGCGGCGGCGGAGGCAGGCGGCGUGGAUGGCGCAGAGGAUGGACUGGUGGAGCUGGAUGACGCUCAGCUGGGUGCGCAUGAACUACAUGGUCUACGACUACUGCGACGACCGCAGGCGGUUCCCGCACGGAUCGCCGCCCGAGUGCGUCAUCCCCAUCGGAAGGUCGUGAGCUCCAGUAAUCAGGCAGUUGUGUGUAGGCAGGGAGAACGAAAUCUUCUGCUUCUGCUGGCUAGAGUAAGCGUUCUCUGUCUCGCCACGUACGUGCCGGCAGUGUAAUAAUCGUGUUUCUUCUUUUGUCUCUAGAAGAUGCUGUUGUGUUGUGAGGAACAAGGUGCAAGCUGGACAUGGUGUUCAUUUAGAAUUUUAGAUUCGUCGCGAUAACUUUUGAAACGGAGGAAAUUCGGUGCACAAACUGUAAAUAACUCCUGUUUUUUUUUGUUCGAGGAACAAACUGUGUUGGGCCAUGACAAAAUGGGCCGAAGCCUGUUAGCAGAUU